Molecule: messenger RNA, 2308 nt
Organism: Centrocercus urophasianus (Greater sage-grouse)
Lineage: Eukaryota; Metazoa; Chordata; Aves; Galliformes; Phasianidae
Product: gamma-aminobutyric acid receptor subunit gamma-4
Exons: 9
Coding region: 1-1371 (456 amino acids)
Biological process (GO): signal transduction; synaptic transmission, GABAergic; regulation of postsynaptic membrane potential
Cellular component (GO): synapse; neuron projection; postsynapse
Molecular function (GO): benzodiazepine receptor activity; GABA-A receptor activity; transmitter-gated monoatomic ion channel activity involved in regulation of postsynaptic membrane potential
Source: RefSeq, a predicted model, not a curated record
AUGUUUAGAAAGGGCAUUUUUGAUAGCGAUGGGGAGAAACUGCUGCUCGGUGCAAUGUGUGAGAGCACAGAGGAGUAUGAUUAUGAUUACCUCAGCAUCAACAAAACCUGGGUCCUCACCCCCAAGGCACAGGAGACAGAUGCCACGCAGAUCCUCAACUCGCUGCUGAAGAACUAUGACAACAAGUUGAGGCCUGAUAUUGGCAUCAAGCCCACGUUUAUCGAUGUGGAUAUCUAUGUGAACAGCAUUGGACCUGUGUCUGUCAUCCAAAUGGAAUACACCAUUGAUAUCUUCUUUGCUCAGACAUGGUACGACCGGCGUCUUCGUUUCAACAGCACCUUGAAGGCCCUCACACUGAACACUAACAUGGUGAGCCGCAUCUGGAUCCCAGAUACCUUUUUUAGGAACUCCAAGAGGGCUGAUUCUCACUGGAUAACCACCCCAAAUCAGCUCCUCCGCAUUUGGAAUGAUGGAAAAGUGCUCUACACACUCAGGCUGACGAUCGAGGCUGAAUGUCUGCUCCAGCUGCAGAAUUUCCCAAUGGACACUCACUCCUGCCCUUUGGUUUUUUCUAGUUAUGGCUACCCACGUGAGGAGAUUGUCUAUCGAUGGAGACGCUAUUCCAUUGAGGUCUCCGACCAGCGCACCUGGAGGCUCUACCAAUUUGACUUCACGGGGCUGAGGAACACCUCGGAAGUUCUCAGGACUGGAGCAGGGGAGUACAUGGUGAUGACAGUUUCUUUUGACUUAAGUAGGCGGAUGGGUUAUUUUGCCAUUCAGACCUACAUUCCCUGCAUCCUGACUGUUGUUCUCUCCUGGGUUUCCUUCUGGAUCAAGAGGGACUCUACACCGGCCAGGACGUCUCUGGGCAUCACCACUGUGCUAACAAUGACCACACUGAGUACCAUCUCCCGCAAGCACCUUCCCCGUGUUUCCUACAUCACAGCCAUGGACCUCUUUGUGUCUGUGUGCUUCAUCUUCGUCUUCGCAGCCCUCAUGGAGUAUGCUACACUCAACUACCUGGUGGGAAACAAGAAGCCACUGGAGCACAACAGCAGGAAAGCCAGACUGCCACCUGCUGGCGCACAGGUGAUGCCAUCCUUUACUGCUAUCAACAUCAACAUCAACAACAUCAUGCACUGGCCUCCAGAGAUAGAGGAGGAUGACGAUGAUGACCCUGGCUCUCCAUGCCUGGAAGGAAAGGAAUGUGAGAGGUUCUUCUGCUGCAUUGAGGACUGUCAGACAGGGAUGUGGCGGGAGGGCAGGGUCCGCAUUCAUAUCUCCCGCCUGGACUCCUACUCCCGUGUCUUCUUCCCCACUGCCUUCCUGCUCUUCAAUAUCGUCUACUGGAUUGCCUAUCUCUAUCUCUAGCCAUUCUUCCUCAGCUGGAAUGGACUGGAGGCCAAAAAGAUGAACUCUUCAAGGAGCAUAGAGAGAACAGUGUCUCUUCUGUUUAGUUGAUUGUCGCUCUGAACAUUCCAACCUUCUUCCAACUCUCUCAUCUCUUCUAAGAAGAACCAGACAACUUUUUUUUCUUUUUUUUUUUUUUAACUUUUUUUUUUUUUUUUAAACCUCCAAACCUAUCUUUUUAGAGAACCUUCCCUUCCCCAAAACCCUUUCUCCAGUACCACCAGCAUUUGGCUCCUUGUAAGAUUGCCCCAAAAUUCCUAUUCCCAUCUAAAACAUUAGGGAUUUUGUCAAGAACAAAAACCUUAAUGCUUCAUUUUUCCAUGCAUACCUACCCCAAAAUUCCAUGAGAAGUGAUUGCAAAUGGAGUAUUCUGUGUAGUUACUACAUCUGCAAAGAAAAUAAAAUGUACUUUACAACUUCUGUACCACCUACACCCGAAUAGACUUUGUGGAGUGCUGAGGGCUUGGAGAGGUCACAAAGAAAGAAUGGUGAAAGAAGGUGAUAGUACAGGUUUCCCAAAGUAGCUGUACGUGAUUGGAAUGUUUUGAACCUGCCUAAAAACUGAGAGUGGCACAGACAAGGAUGGAGUAGCCACAAGCCUCCACCAGCUCCUUGUAGCAUAUCUGUGGAGCAUUCCUAAUGCAUCACUUCACUUGUUGUAUCAAGUGGCAUCGAAGGCACUCACCCAGGGAGGCAUUUUUCUUUAGGUGGUGGUGAAAAGCGCCUCACAAGUUUUAGAAGGCCCAUCUGCUUUACUGGAGCAGGCUUUUCAGUGCUUGUGUUGACACUCAAUUUACGAUCAAUACUUUGAGCAGUAAACACAGCUUAUAUUGAGCAUAGCCAAAACAGGUAGAAAAGUCCUUGUGCUGUGAAGACUAGAAGCAGUCCCAUGAAUCCA